UGUGGAGCUGUGUGUGUGGACCCGUGUGUGUGGAGUUGUGUGUGGGUUCAGUCUGCUUUUCGGAUCCGUGUCUCAGCAAAACUGAAAAGUGCAACACAGCUCCUGUCCGGCGGUCCCUUCACCGCUUGCAAUGUGACGUGCGGCACUGGCUGAAGAUACACAGUCUGUCCACAGGAGGGAGACAGCGCACAGCGUUAGGAAUAUACGGGAUAUACGGGUUUGGGCUUGCCACUGCCUGUAAAUACGGUGCUGGGCUCUCGAGUGGAGACUGUGGGAUUCACUUCAGCAAAGAAAAAUGGUCAGCAGAGAAGAAACAGCUUGGCAGAGCCCCCAGACAUGUCUGGCCUGCAGAUAACGGAUGAGCUGAGGAUCGUGCUGAUGGGCAGGACAGGAGCAGGGAAGAGCGCAUCAGGAAACACCCUCCUGGGCAGAGAGGAGUUUGAGGUCAAACCUCUUGCUGCUUCUGUGACUAAGGAGUGUUGCAGGAGGAGAGGUGCUGUCAGGAAUCGGCAUGUUGCUGUAGUCGACACCCCUGGAGUGUUUGACACACAUUUCUCCGAUCGAGAAAUCAGAAGCAAGCUUGUGGAGUGCAUCGCGCUGUCGGCCCCAGGAGCCCACGCCUUCCUCCUGGUGAUCCAGCUCGGCCAUUUCUCUGAGGAGGAGAGAGCUGCAGUGGAGAAGAUCCAGGACAUCUUCGGAGAGAAGGCACUGGACUACACCAUGGUCCUGUUCACCGGAGGGGACAGGCUGGGAGCAAAGCCGAUCGGAGAGUUCAUUGAGGGCGCGGGCGAGGGGCUGAAGGAGGUGGUGGAGAGGUGUGGAAACCGCUACCACGUCUUCGACAACGAGAGGAUGGACGACCGCGCGCAGGUCACCGAGCUGAUCCGCAAAAUCGAGGACAUGGUGCAGGCCAAUGGAGGAGACUGCUACACUAACGAGAUGUACCAGGAGGUGGAGGCCAUGAUCAGGAAGAGGGAAGAGGAGCUGAGGCAGGAAUACAAUCAGCAACUGCGCAAGAUAGGGGCGGAGCUACAGGCCAAAUAUGACAAACAGAUGAGUUCACAUGAGCAGGUUCAAGAGAGAAUGAGGGAAGAGCUGGAAGCCAAAAACAAGAAGAUCAGAGAACUUUAUGAGGAGAAAAUAAAGAGCACCAGGGAAAAAGGAGAAAUAAAGAUUGAACUUAAACAUUUGUGGAAAAAAAAUUGGGAGGAGAAGUGCAUUGUGCACUGAGUUUCUGAGGUCUUCCUCCAGCCCCUGGAAGCGAGAGAGGGACUCUGGCAGGAGGUGGUGUAAGACUUCAGCUGAGGGCAGUGUGGACCAGUCUUCACAGCACAGGUCUGAGCAGCAUAAUACUGGGUCUGUUCUGUCUCCAGUGCUGCUGUGGACAUCUGAGAUCUCUGUCAAAACACCCUGCAUUUAUAAUCUUAAUUCUUUGCUAAGUAAUAUGAGAGUGACUCUACAUAGCAGCAUCUUGUUGGACAUUUUCAUCCUUACUGAACAGUGCUUACUGUUUCCUGUAAGAGUGUGGGAUUGCUUGUGCUUUAGCCAUACAUGUGCGAAAUUAGUACUGAUUUGCCCCAGUGUUCAUGUCGUCGAAAAUGUUCUUCAACGGCCUGUUUUUCUUUUCAUUUAAAUCAAUGACUAAAUGUUCAGGAAAUGAAUCCAUAAUGACAGUGAUGACUAAAUGGCUUUGAAUUCUUGUCUGGGUAAAUAAGUCGUGAUGAAAUAACCUGUUUCACUUAAACUCAUAUGGAAAUGAAUUUUGUCACGUGAGGUUCACCGUUGGUGCAUUUCCUUUGUCUAGCCGUAACAGGUAUAAUCCUAGGGCCUCCGCCCUGCUCCUGUGUGAGAAUCACAAAGAUUGGGGUGUGCCACUCUUCUUUUAUCAGUCCUUCAUUUCCAUCCAGUCUUUUCCACACCCCAUGCUGUGAAUCCUUAUUGCAGUGUAAUUCAUCGACGCCCAGAUAAAUUGCAUUGUUCAUACGCUGAAAUAGAUUAUAGAAAAAAACUAGGGCACUUUGAUUAGAGAAAGAAAAGCAGCAGAGACACAAGGAAUUCAUGUAGUAUUCCAUGCUUUCAGGUGGAAGAAAAAGAUCCGGAGUCUAGCAGUACCUAAUAGACAACAAGGGCUUGUAAAACUUUACUGAAGAUGAAUAAUAAGUGACUGAUGAUAAAAUGGUUUUUAAUCAAGAAAACAUGAACGACUGUUAGAACCAGCCUCCUCGAUAUUCCCGGACAGGGUUUUAAUCCCAUCUAAUAUCUGAUAACCAUGGCAGGCGUGUGGGAAUGUGACACAGUGUCGUUCCCCCUGUAGGACCCGCUGUCCCCUCUCAUGUGCCUCCCCUGUGCAUGUCCAAGCCCUGCACUCCCCUCUCAUGUGACCCCCAUGUGGGCGUGUCCAAGCCCUGCAGUCCCCUCUCAUGUG
Messenger RNA from Lepisosteus oculatus (spotted gar), 2425 nucleotides. The record is from RefSeq and is a predicted model, not a curated record. NCBI's taxonomy places the organism in Eukaryota, Metazoa, Chordata, Actinopteri, Semionotiformes, Lepisosteidae.